ACAGUGUGGACCGUAGAAGCAGAACGGGAAGCGGCCUAGCUCAAAUUUAAACACAAGUCACUUCGCGCUAAUUACGCACGCAACUGCAAAGAUUAAAAAGAUGAAACUGUGCAAAUGUCGAGACGCUUUGUGGAUCAAGGCUGCGUUAAAAUGGCGAUGUCCUGUAACGUAAGCGCGGACAUAUUAUGAAGAAUUAUACCCGAAGCUAACCUGCUCGGAGCAUUUUGCUACACAAAUCAAGCUAGACAUGUAUUUCUGAUAAAUACUUAAACAACACCGCGUCAUUCUGCGUUAGUCUGCUGCAGUCUGCUCCUGCACAUGAUCUGCGGGGAUAAACUGAUGUACAGUGAACAAAAUGAAUGGAAAAGUGAUCCCACACACUCCGCUGGCCGUGGACUUCUGGCAGGUCCGAAAAUGUCCCGAGACCCGACUGUUCUUCUUGUCCCACAUGCACAGCGAUCACACCGUGGGCCUGUCCUCCACCUGGAACAACCGACCCAUCUACUGCUCCCCUGUCACUGCCACACUGCUCCAGCUCAAACUCAAGGUGAAGGAGCAGUGGAUCCACCCUCUGGAGCUGGGGGAACCGUACCUCCUGCCGCUGGAUGACAUUGGGAAAGAGAUGAUGACUGUGACACUGAUCAAUGCAAACCACUGUCCAGGAGCUGUCAUGUUUCUGUUUGAAGGAUACUUUGGCUCCAUACUCUACACUGGUGAUUUUCGAUACACUCCUUCCAUGCUGCGAGAGCCUGGUCUGAGAACAAACACUACUAUUGAUGUCCUGUACCUGGACAACACUAACUGUGACCCCAAUCGCACCCUCCCCUCCAGGAAGACGGCCACUCAGCAAAUCAAAGAGAUCAUCCGCAGCCACCCAAACCACAAUGUGGUCAUAGGCCUCUAUACCCUGGGUAAGGAGUCUCUUCUGGUGGAGCUAGCCCUAGAGUUUAAGAGUUGGGUGGAGGUGAGUGUGGGCCGUAUGGAAACCCUGAAAGCUCUGGAGCUGCCGGAUGUGUUCACCACAGAGAGAGGGGCAGGGCGUUUCCGAGUGGUGGACCAAUCACAGAUCUCCCAUACCUCCAUGCUGCAGUUCAACAAUGAACAACCUACUCUGGCCAUUUUACCGACCAGCCGUCCUCUGGUAUCCUUCCACCCGAAUGUCCAUAUAGUGCCGUACUCUGACCACUCCUCCUAUCAAGAGCUGGAGGACUUUGUGUCUGCUAUUAAACCCAGGUCUAUAGUGUCAAUCCUGGGUCGCUGUGUCCCCGGUGGUCUGUCUGCCUUACUACCAAACCGAAAGCACCAUGAGUUCUUAGUUCCUGAAUCAGUUCGAAUUUACAUGUCAAGGCACAGCAACAACAUCGACAACCAGGUGAGCACAUCUGGAUAUAACAACUUUCACCGCAAGCUCCUCCCUCUGCCACCAAAAGGGGUGAUAUUUGAGUCACCAGAAAAGGGUGAUGGAGGGUGGCAAUCAGAAAGUACCCAUCUCUCAGAGGAAGAAGACAUGGACACAGACACUAUUGAUAAAGAUGAUGAUUCUCUUGUAAUUGACUUAUCCAAGCAAUACUCCUAUAACAACAACAAAAGGAGAGAUGUGGAUUUGUGGAGCCUAAACAUAGUUCAAACUGUAUCAGAGGAAGUGGCAGUGGCCGAAUCUGUGCCAUUUAGUCAGUUUAGCCAAGGAAACUUUGGUCCAGUGGAGAUUCUGACCAGCCCCAAGGUCAGCCUAAAGCCAAGCAGUAAAACCAGAAGAGCAUGUGAAACCAGUGACAACCUAAUCAAUGAGGAAAUGGACAGGGAUCAGCAAUAUGGCGAUGGGAUUGAUAACCGCAGCCAACCGCCGGACAGAGAGCGCACGAGUCAGCAAAAUGACAAUGACCUCAUGUCUGGGGACACAAGUCCGAGUCAGCACAAUGGAUCUGACUUUGAACCUGUCAACAGUGAAAAAACAAUGCAAAAAUGCUAUGAUAAUGUGUUCUGUAUUCCGAAUAAUAAAAAAGUAUUUAAACAUCAAUAUUUAGAGGAACUGGAAGAUGCUCUCCUGAAGAAUCUCCCAUUCUCUGAAGAGGAUCUGACCUGUCUGCCUCUGUUUGAGCCACAUCUUCUCCAGAUCUUUACACACAGUCAUUCGUACACAGUGGGUUCUACAUGUGCUUCCACUUAGGUGUUAUUUUCAUGUUGCAAUACCAGCAGAUUGCUCCUACCUUUUGGACAGUCUAUGUGGUCUUUUCAAUGCUGAUUCAUGCCUUUUAUUUCCUUGUCAAGUGCUAUUAUGUUAUUAAGGUUGAGCCUGGCCAUUGUCUUUAUUUUGUCCUAAAUUACGUUAGCCUUUCAAAGGUAUCUGUGUUUCCUAAAGAAUAUUUUAUAUAAAAAUGUGGUUGAAAACAUAAAACAGAAAGAUGUUUUCAGUUGGCUGCAUUUAAAAAAAAAAGUCAACAAACUUUACCUAGUUUCCAUGGAGACAUGUAUUUGGCCUGUCCACCUGAAAUCUUACAAGGUGCUGCUUUAAAUGCAAGUUGUGUGUCUGUUUCAUACAUGGACAGUAUAGCCAUUUGCAGUGUUUGAAGAUUAUCAUGCCUAAUCUGUUUUGUUGCAGUCUAACCAGCCAGUUACUACAUUGGAUGCCAUUGUUUGUCAGAUACGUUCUUUAUUUUUCUGAAUUAAAAAAAAGCCUAAUAUUGUGUCUUGUAAACAUUUUUAAAUCUCUCUGUGAAGUAUUUUUGCUGCUGUUUCUUGAUAAAUCUUGUUUAACAAUAAAGUAUUAUUCAAGAAGU
This is a messenger RNA of Periophthalmus magnuspinnatus, 2777 nucleotides long. It is a transcript of the gene dclre1b, whose product is annotated as DNA cross-link repair 1B. The transcript is spliced from 4 exons. Gene Ontology annotation, biological process: interstrand cross-link repair; double-strand break repair via nonhomologous end joining; protection from non-homologous end joining at telomere. Lineage: Eukaryota; Metazoa; Chordata; Actinopteri; Gobiiformes; Gobiidae. The record is from RefSeq and is a predicted model, not a curated record. Bases 356 to 2167 code for a protein of 603 amino acids. Gene Ontology annotation, molecular function: 5'-3' DNA exonuclease activity; damaged DNA binding.